Molecule: messenger RNA, 3681 nt
Organism: Neohortaea acidophila
Lineage: Eukaryota; Fungi; Ascomycota; Dothideomycetes; Mycosphaerellales; Teratosphaeriaceae
Product: cortical protein marker for cell polarity-domain-containing protein
Exons: 1
Coding region: 1-3681 (1226 amino acids)
Biological process (GO): positive regulation of establishment of bipolar cell polarity regulating cell shape
Cellular component (GO): plasma membrane of growing cell tip
Molecular function (GO): protein binding
Source: RefSeq, a predicted model, not a curated record
AUGCGGAACCUGCUCUCGCAGCUCCUGGCCGCUGGGCCGGAGCUUGCUGCCUUCAUCCUGACCUCCCCCGUCCUCUUCGGAGCAAAGGGUGCCUACGCGAUAUCAUUCACCCCCGCGCCCUCCCCGAACCUCGACCUCUCGCAAUUAGGCCGCGUGGCCGUGGCCGGCGAUUUCGACAGCAUAUCACUAUGGCAAUACACCGGGCAGAGCGAAGCCCUUCUCACCAACAAUGGCAGCCAAUCGCUGCUCACGCAGUUCCCGAAUGGCCAAUUCGAGACGCUGCAGACAUCCGACGCGUCCAUCGCGGCCAUGUGCCAGUUUGAACGGAAUGGCAAGGUGCAAGGAGUGGUGGUCGGUGGCAAUUUCACAAGAUUAGGAGGAGUCGAGGCGCAGAGCAUAGCGCUAUGGGAUUCCAGCACCAACACGGUGUCGCCGUUGACGGGCAUUAAUGGUGUGGUGUCGACGCUGUAUUGCGACAACGAUUCGGGUACGGUGUACGUCGGAGGCAUGUUCUCUGCUGGUAAUUCGCAGAACGCAAUGUCGUGGACCACUGGCUGGGAGAACCUUCCGUUUGCCGGGUUUAAUGGACCCGUGAACUCCAUCGCAAAGAACCCCGCCGGCAACAUCGUAUUCGGCGGGCAGUUUGACGGGCUGGGAAACACCACUACAGCAGUCACACCCAACGGCCAAGUUGUCAACCUCGCUGGCGGUACCAUUUCAGCCGAAGGAUCAACAAGUACCAUCGCCGGCUUCGAGGAUCCGAGCAACAUCAUCUGCAAGACUGGCGGCGACGGACCCGGAAACACGUGGCUAUUGUCGGACAACCGCGGAGGUUUCUGGCAGGGCACUUAUGGUUUCGGCUUCAUUCCCACCAAGCUUCGCCUGUACAACACCAAAUACCAAGGCCGCGGUACCAAGUCGUGGGCAUUCGAAAACCUGGCGAACGGUGGCUAUCUCGAGUUCAAUUACACUGACAGCAGCGGUAACACUCAACUCUGUGCCAGCAAUUGCCCUCUGCCAGAAGGCAACACUGACGCGCAGGACUUCAUCUUCACGCAGCCUGUCGGCGUCGACAACUUCCGCAUCUGGAUCAACGACUGGUAUGGCGAUGGUGCCGGCUUCUCUGGUAUCGAGAUGUUCCAAGACGACAUCUACUCCUUUGCCAUCAAUGCCUUUAACGAGCCGAACUGCGAUGGCGUGAGCAAUGCUGCCACGUCCGUAGUCAACCCGGCAUCCGGUCUGUGGAACCGAAUCCCGAACAACGGCAGCACAAACUCAGACUACCUCUCGGCCUACCUCACCUCCGAAGCUCAAGCCACUUCGGGCACCUCCGUCGUUUUCAACCCGAACAUUCCGCAAUCUGGAAACUUCUCCAUCACAGUCUACACACCAGGGUGCAUCUCGGAUGGCACAUGCGCCACUCGUGGAUCGGUUAACCUUGUAGGAACCAUGCACCCUGGGCAACCAGCCAUGACAGCCACCGUCACCCAGACCAACGACUACGACAAGUACGAUGAAAUCUACUUCGGCUCCGUCGAUCUCGCGUCCGGCUUCGCGCCUUCAGUCACUCUCACGCCAGUCGCAAACCAGGCCCUGCCUCAGACCGUCGUUGCGCAGAAGGUGCGAUUCCAGCUGAUCACCACCAGCGGUGGGCUGAAUGGAUUGUACGAGUACAACCCAAAUAAGGCAACGGUAAGCAUGGAUUUCUCCGAUUCUGCCAUCGAUUCUGCGGGCACACAGUUGGCACAGGGGGCAGUGGUGAAUUCGGUGGUGUGGGAUUCGGAUACGGGUUAUGUGGGCGGCAGUUUUUCAGGGAAGGGAAUCUCCAACGUCUUGUCCAUCACCACGAAGGCGAACUCGCUCCCAAACGGUGGACUGAAUGCGAAUGUCGAGACGAUGUACCUGUCUGGCUCGACAUUGUACCUGGGCGGGAAUUUCACAAAUACCGCCGACAGCUCUGUGACUGGCCUGGCGAACGUCGCGUCUUUCGACACUGGUAGCAACACCUGGACGGCCCUGGGCGCUGGUGUUGACGGUACCGUGCAGACCAUCGUCCCCGUUGACCUGAACAUCACCAGUGGCAAUUCGGAGACCUGCAUUUCCAUCAGCGGGACAUUCACCUCUGUGAACGCGGUUGGCGGCAGCCCUUCCUUCAGUGCGGACGGCUUGGCCGUCUGGGUACCGAGUAAGAACAACUGGCUCAACAACAUUGCGGAUGCGGCCGUUACGGUCCAAGGCGAAUUGUCUACCUCCACGAUGGUCUCGGGCCUGCAAUUUCCGUUGUAUGCCGGGCAAGCUUCGUCGCAGGCCCUCGGAUACAGUGGAGCUGCCGAGCUGGUUGGCUCUGGCCAGCCGACUCUGCAAUCAUUCGGACUCAAAGUGCAGGAUACUGGUAGCAGCUCUUCCAAGCGGAAGCGCGCCAGCGACGCCACUCAGGAUGCCACCGGUAUCUACACCGGGCUAUUCUACGACAACAACGGCCUCAACAUCACCGCUCUCGGUGGCCACUUCGCCGCCACUGGCAGUGAUGGGACAACCGUGCAGAAUCUGGUCAUUGUCAAGACGACGGGCUCGUCCCAGACUGUCAGUGGCGUCAGCCAGCUUGAUGCGAAGUCGACGGUCGCCGCUUUGGCAUACCAGGACACCUUACUUUUCGCCGGAGGCUCGAUUUCGGGAACAGUGGAUGGCAACGACCUCAACGGCCUCGUCGUCUACAACAUGCAGACGGGCAAGGUGCAGUCGCCUCAGCCUCCUGCGCUCUCUGGAAACAAUGUCGCCGUCAAUGCGAUUGCGCCCCAGGAUAAGACGAGCUACGUCUAUGUCGGCGGCGACUUUACGAAUGCCGGCGCGCUUCCGUGUGCCACUCUUUGUUACUACGAUACCACGCAGCAGCAAUGGAACCCGGUUGGCAAUGGCCUAUCGGGCGUCAUCACUGCCAUGAUGUGGUCGUCCAAAACCACGCUCAUCAUUGCUGGCGAUCUUACCAUCAAUGGCGCCGCGACCAAGAUGGCGUCCUACGACUCCAAGAAGCAGACCUUCACCGCCUUUACCAACGCGGCAUCGUUGCCCGGCCAAAUCACCGCUCUGACGACCGCGAGCAGCAACUUCGACAGCUUCUGGGCCGCUGGUGUCGCUUCCAACAACAAUUCGGCAUAUCUGUCACUGUACCAGAACGGCGGCUGGACGGCAGUCGGUGGUCUCGGCAAAGACACAAUCAUCCGCGGCCUGCAAGUCAUGGAACUCACCAACUCGCACUCCUCCACCGCCCUCGUACCGAGCAACAACGCCCUCGUAAUAUCCGGCAACAUCAACAUCCCCAACUACGGCAACGCCAGCGCCGUCCUCUUCAACGGCACCGGCUUCGAGCCGCUCCUCCUCACAACCAAAAGCGACGGCACCCCGGGCUCCGUCUCGCAGCUCUUCGUCAGCAACCCCACCGGCCUCCUGCACCUCGGCAGCAACCACCUGGCCGUCGGCUUCGUCGUCCUCAUCGGCCUCGCCAUCGCGCUUGCCAUCAUCUUCCUCCUCGUCGUCGCCGGCAUUCUCAUUGAACGAGCGCGCCGACGGAGAGAAGGAUACGUGCCGAUGACGGAGACGCGGUAUCGCGGCAACAUGUCGCGCAUCCCGCCCGAGACGCUGCUGGGCAAGCUGGGGGAGAAGGGCAGUCCGCCGAAGAUCUAG